This is a messenger RNA of Anarrhichthys ocellatus (wolf-eel), 4208 nucleotides long. RefSeq names its product tripartite motif containing 62, tandem duplicate 1 (gene trim62.1). Gene Ontology annotation, molecular function: protein binding; zinc ion binding. The coding region runs from base 1 to 1515 and encodes 504 amino acids. The transcript has 5 exons. The record is from RefSeq and is a predicted model, not a curated record. Lineage: Eukaryota; Metazoa; Chordata; Actinopteri; Perciformes; Anarhichadidae.
AUGGCUUGCUGCUUGAAGGACGAGCUCCUCUGUUCCAUCUGCCUCAGCAUCUACCAGGACCCCGUCAGCUUUGGGUGCGAGCACUACUUCUGCAGAAGCUGCAUCACCGAGCACUGGAGCAGGCAGGAGCUUCACGGAGUGCGGGACUGUCCCGAGUGCCGGAGGACCUUCACCGAUCCCCUGCUCUCACCGAGUCUCAAGUUGUCCAACAUUGUGGAGCGCUACUCGGCCUUCCCGCUGGACGCCAUCCUCAACGCUCAGCGGAGCUCCUACCCCUGCAAGGACCACGAGAAGGUCAAGCUCUUCUGCCUCACCGACAAAAGCCUGGUGUGCUUCUUCUGCGACGAGCCGGCGCUGCACGAGCAGCACCAAGUGACGACUAUCGACGAGGCCUACGAGGAGAUACAGGUAGCCAGCCUCCUGUCUCCAAGGGCUGCAGACACCCUCUCAGUGCCUCACAGCCCGCUGGGCCAAAGCAGCAGCAACAUCACUCAGAGACUGAUAGCUGGGCUGCUGCAAUCCUCCUCCUCCUCCUCCUUCUCCACACCACCGUUUUUUCGACUCUCAACUAGUAAAUCACCUUUUUUUCAGUCCUCAGCCAAGAGUCUGCGCGCAACCAUCGGCGACGCAUUCGAACGCCUUCACCGCUUCCUGCGCGAGCGUCAGAAGAGCAUGCUGGAGGAGCUGGAGAUGGACACGGCCCGCAAGCUGUCCGACAUCGAGCACAAGAUCCAGCGCUACAGCCAGCAGCUGCGCGACGUCAAGGAGGGCAUCCAGAUCCUGCAGGAGCGCCUCAACGAGACGGGGAGGCACGACUUCCUGGAGGGAAUAGCCGUCACAUCUGAGAGAAUUAAAGGGAAGAUACAUGAGACCAAUCUGACAUAUGAAGACUUCCCGACAUCCAAGUACAUGGGGCCCUUACAGUACACGAUAUGGAAGUCUCUCUUCCAGGAUAUCUCACCAGUGCCAGCACCGUUGACCCUCGACCCCAUAACAGCCCAUCAAAGACUGAUCCUGUCAGACGACUGUACUAUAGUGGCCUACGGGAAUCUCCAUCCACAGCCGCUGCAGGACUCCCCGCGCCGCUUUGACGUGGAGGUGUCCGUGCUGGGCGCUGAAGGCUUCGUGUCGGGCGUCCAUUACUGGGAGGUGAUGGUGUCGGAGAAGACCCAGUGGAUGAUCGGUGUGGCCCACGAGACAGUCAGCCGCAAGGGCAGCAUCCAGAUCCAGCCCAGCCGCGGCUUCUACUGUAUCGUUAUGCACGACGGCAACCAGUAUAGCGCCUGCACCGAGCCGUGGACCCGCCUGAAUGUAAAGAGUAAGCUGGAGAAGGUGGGGGUGUACCUAGACUACCACAAAGGCCUGCUCAUCUUCUACAAUGCAGACGACAUGUCCUGGCUCUAUACCUACCGGGAGAAAUUCCCCGCCAAGGUCUUCCCUUACUUCAGCCCGGGCCAGAGCCACGCCAACGGCAAGAAUGUGCAGCCGCUGCGUAUCAACACUGUGCGCCUUUAAGAGCUGCAUCACACGUCUGCGCUCGAGAUUGUCCUGACGGAUAAUUCACAGGACUUCAAAAGAUUCUUAAGAAAUCAAUUUUUCAAAAUGUUUAAUAGGGUGUGUGAAAUGUUUAUUUCUUUCAGUUCACUUAAGAAUCGUGCUUGAUGUUGCUCUUAAGACCCGCGCUGUUAUUUUUGUGGGACUUGAAACGACCGUACCAUAAUGGCGUGCACUUGAGCCUCAUUCCACAUCUUUAAUUGAAAAGAGGACACUAAGUGGAGACGGAGGGACCCCUGGGCUCUUCUGGCGUCUGUGGCAGUGAUUCCUCUUAAAGCCCCAGGCCCACCUUGCACACUCUCAGGGGGCACCGCUCUCCUUAUCAAGCCCCAGGCUUGUCCGACUUGUCUCCUCUCUUUCCAGGCAAGAGGACACUGAAGACGGGUCAGUCUUCUUCUCUGUGCUGUACAAUCGGCUUAGCUUUGUGUGUGGAAUGUGUUUGACAGCACUCUGCUUUUGUUUGGCCAGCAGUAGACCUUGAACUCCAGGUCUGUUGGCACUUUUUACUCCCGUCUGAGUCCAUGGCCUCUGUUCCUCCUGCGGGUCACAUCCACAUGUGUCUAUUCAGUCUUUAUCACGGCGAGGAAAGCUCUCGUUCGAUGUGCAGCAGCGAGUAUCCAUGUCCCAGCCCUACCCAUGUAGUGUUUGGAGGUGGAGGUUGUCCAGAAAUAUGCUGCUACUGAUGGAGUGAGGAUCUGCAUGUUUGUAUAUAAAGUAUCAAGGGUUAAAAACAGUCUCUCAUCAUGCUGGCUCAUGUUUAAGUUUCUGCACCGAAACCUCAAGUAUGCUAGUCAUCAGCAUACGCUACACCUGUGGGUUAUUCAAGUACAUGACUGCUUUCAGUCGUGAUGUCUGAUCUUUUUGUCUUCAAAUCAAAAGAAUGUUAAACCAUGCAGUCUGAGUAGAUGGCCCCGUGAGUUGGCGACCUCUAUAGGCUGCUCACACUGCUGUGCUAUCCUUAGCCCUGGGCUAAGAGUUGGAACCUGGGGAUAACUUUGCUGCUUUUCACACGCACGUUGUUAAAACCCAGGGUUAACCUAAGCCCGGGGCUAUACGAUCCACACUGCACUUCUACUAGCCCUGGGUUAAAUGUCCGUUGGAACAUGUGACUAAUGUUUACAUUCUAGAAUGAUGUGUGACUACUCCGAUUGGACAACAAAAACAUGACGCAAAUCCCAUUGUUUCACACUGGCAACUUUUAGCCCUGUGUUUAGUCGAUUUUCAGGCGAUAACCCCGCAAACUGGAAUCUGACCCUGCUCCGGAGCAGCACAUGCAAGCCCUAGGCUAACGUCGGGGUUAGCCCUGUUUGGAAUGUGCCGGUGUGAAAGCUCAGUGCAUUGUGAAAAGCCCUAUUGUUGUAAAAGCUUAACUUCUCCGAUUUGAAAAUCGAAAAGGCUAAAAGAUGAAUUAUUACUCUAAAAUUCUACAGAGGCCGACUGAUCUCUCUUAUUUGAAAUCAUGUAAUUAUAAAUGAAAUCAAGCUGGAUACUUUGGGAAGUGGCAAUUAUCAAGGAAAAUGGUGAUGGAUGCUAAAUAAAUAUGCUAUUCCUGGGCGACUCGCAUUCCCAAGGCUGCUGCUGUCUGAAUCUCUGAUGAUUCCCCUGAGGCUCACCCAUGUUUAUUUCUUCGCCCCAGGUGCCUCAAGUGCUCUUGUUCAUCAUUAGUUGUACACAGGUCCUGCAGAAUCUGCUCGCUCAGCCAGGUCCAGCAUAUUGAGAGAUGUAUCCGUGGGUGGACGGACGGACAUGUGCACGGGUAGGUUUGUGCAGCCUGGUUCAGCUAUCAUUUUUAAAUCCAGCUUUGGUUGUGCUUGCUUAAAGCCCAUCUGGCCCUCCGAGCAUACCCAUGUAGCGGCCAAAAAGUGAUUAUUACAAAAUACUUUAGAAUCAGAUAGAACUUUGGUAAAUCUCCAAAAAAGAACCAAUAAAAAUCAUCUCACUCUUCCUUUGCCGCUGUACAUCUUUGCAUUUGUGUGUGUGUGUGUGUGUGUGUGUGUGUGUGUGUUUUGUCUGUGUUGUCCAUGUAAAAGAAGAUUGGGGCAGUGCCCUUGUUUUUGUAGGAUGUGAUUCCGAUAUGUGCAGUAUGAAGCAAACUAGGGUCAAAUGUUAAAGCAGCUGCAAAUUAUUGAAGCAGAUCUACAGGUCUUUCUCUCUGGGAUUUACUCAGCAAAUGUAUCCCGAUCACUCUGUAAAUCUGUUUUGUGAAACAGGAUUUGUGUAAUUAUGUGUGAUGAUCAUAAUUACUAGAAGGUUUAGACGGGACAGAUUAAGUCAUUUUACUUCUCUCUGAUAGAGACGCUGUUGUCCUUGAGGAGUAAAUCCCAGCCAGCUGGUGCUUCAAAACAAAUGCUUAAAUUUGACCCCAGCUUGCCGUGUUGCAGACUUCAGUGGACUCUGCUUCAUUGGAGACUUUCUGUUUGAAUAUUAAGGAGAUUAUUGUCGGGUGGUGUUGGGUUACAGGUGAUGGUGGUGGUAAUGACGUGAAUUGUUAAAAUGAUUUAUGAUGAUAACUAUGACACUUUUAAUGAUGAUUGUGUCUUUUGAUGAUGGCCGCUGUGCACCCAUCAUUGUGUGAACACACUUUAGUGUGCUUUAGCUGCAGCUGAGGUUUGUGGGUAAUGUUUUAAUGUAAAAAUAAAUUACUGCAAAAAUCA